AAAGAAACAGAAACGUCUACCGAUGAGAGGCCAUCCAAUCCUAAUCAAGAUGGAAAACCAGAUGAUGAGAUUGUGAUUGAGUCACCUGCUGCUCAGACUCAAGUUUUGCAAAAAGAAACACUGGAAAUGAAUGAGACACCUUCUUCUCCAAUAUCUCCAAAGAGUAUUGAGGCUCAAGUUUUUACUCCAAUUCAGAAACAGCAGGUAAAUGUUCAAAAAAUCUUGGAGAUUUCAAGUAAUGUUUGAAAGCUUUUGUACGUGUUUUUGAUCCCCUACCUGACUUUUUUUUUUGUUUUUUUUGCAGACGGUAACAGAGGAAACGUAUGAGGCUACACAGCCAUUGACUGAGAUCAUUUCAGCAAACAAUAAAAAGGUAAGCAUAGAAAUGUCUUUCAUAAGUACAACUUGAAUUUUAAAUUGUAGAAACUUCUUCAUAACUACCUCUUUUAUUUUACUGUUAUUACAGGAGGAUACGCAUGCUGUGCAUCACACACCUUCCUCUCCAUUGUCUUCACUAAUUGCACUAGUUAUUGAAGAAAAUAAGAAUGCUUUGGUAAGAAGAAAUAUUUAAAAUGUUUAUGUAAUAUUUUUCUAUUCAACUAACUCUUACCAUUUACUUUUGUCUUAUAGAGUGAGACAGAAACUGCGACCCAAUAUUUUUCUACAAGUGAGAGCAUACACAAUCAAGCAGAAAGAAUCAAGCAGAAGAAUAUCUCAAGGAUACUACAGAACCUACUACUGAGCUAGUUUCCACAGAUGUUUCGAAGACACAGCCUCUUACUCCGCAAACACAGCACCUUCAGACAAGUGAGGGAGAUCAAUCCGAUGAGACACCAUCAGAGCAGAAUCAAGCAGAAGAAAAUCUCAAGGAUACUACAGAACCUACUACUGAGCUAGUUUCCACAUAUGUUUCGAAGAUGCCGCCUAUUACUCAGCAAACAGAGCAUCUUCAGACAAGUGCUAUAGAUUUUUCAGAAACAAACGAGGUUGAAGUAAGCAGGCUUCUAGCUCACUUUCAAAUAGGCGCAGAGGUUGAGAUUUUGUCUACUGAUGACGAAAUAUGGUAUCCAGGAAAGGUUGUUGAUCUUAAACUGUGUGAAGGACUAGAGGAGCUGACAGUUGAGUACACGACACUCUUCACAGACCAACAUAGACUUCAGAAACUUCAGGAUACUAUCACGGCUGACAAAAUACGUCCUGCAACACCAACUAGUGACCAAAAAUCCUUUGAGAUGAUGGAUAAGGUAGAAGCCUUUUACAACAAUGGCUGGAGCAGCGGACAAAUUAGCAUGGUACUUGGUGAUAACACAUACUCGGUGUGUCUCUAUACUUCUAUGGAAACUAUUCUAUUCAAACAUUCAGAUUUGCGAAUUCAUAGAGAAUGGAAAGAUGGAGUCUGGAAGAUGGCAGAUAAGGUGAAGCCUGAUAAGAAAAGGAAAGCUGCUGCCUCAUCACAAAAUUCAGGAAUGGAUAAUGUUUUCCUAAGAAGGAGCGAGAGGGUGCCUAAACGAUCUAGAGACACAAAAACUCCAUUCAAGUCUGACAGAAAUCCGGCUUUAACUGUAAUACCUGAGAUUAUACCUGCAGUUGAUCCGUUUUCAACUCCUGCGGAACAUAAGCUUUCAAGGCUUCAAAAUUGGAUGACAUUAAAGCCCGGCAUGCAUGAAACGUCCCUAUCAAUCAAUGAUAAUAAGAUAAGGAAAUCUUUCUUUCAAAGCAUGGAAAAUGCAAAAAAGGACCUUAAGAAAGAGCACAUUGAUGGAGCCUUUGCAAUGCUAAAUUGCAGAAGAAAUGAGAAUGCUGCUUGGUUCCACAACUACAAGAUUCCAAAGGCGUGCUUCCUACCUAUGGAGUUCUUGCAUUGCUUGCUCUCUGAUGAUUUGGCUUACAAGAAAGAAAAGGUCAAAGGUAAAAAGAUUUUCAACGAUUUAUUUAAAGAUACUGUGAGAGGGAAGGUAUAUCCAGAGAAGACAUGGGGAGAAGAUGUUGAUGUUGUGUAUGGGAUUACUCUUGGAAAAAAAAGCAAUGUCUGGAUUGGGAUGGAAAUUCAUUUGAAGAAGAAAAGAAUCACAGUAUAUGAUUGUUUUCAAAAGGAAAGCAACAGCAUUGAUAUUCCUCAAGUGAAAAAGUUGGCAGUGUUGAUUUCUAAUCUGCUGGUGGAAUCUUCUGGUGAUGAGGUAGAUAAAGUGAAGAUGAUUCCAUUUGAGAUUGAGCAGGCACAAGGUUUACCCAAGACAAAACAUCCUUUCAACUGUGGGAUAUUUCUUGUCAAGAUUCUGGAGUGCCAGUCAUUGAAGAUAGGAGACAUGACAAAGAUUAAUGAUGACAAUGCAUUGGAGCUAAGGAGAACCUUGUCUUGUGAGAUCUUCAACCAAUUUGUGGAUGAGAGCUUUGGGAAAUGAGAAUGAUGCAUGAAAACAUUUUUUGUUUUAGUUAAGACUCGGUUUUAGUUAUGACUGUUUAUUUUGUUAUGUUGUUGGCGUCUGGUUACAUAAGAAAGAUUGGAAGGAUAUCAAGUAUUU
Molecule: messenger RNA, 2522 nt
Organism: Brassica rapa (field mustard)
Lineage: Eukaryota; Viridiplantae; Streptophyta; Magnoliopsida; Brassicales; Brassicaceae
Product: DUF724 domain-containing protein 6-like
Biological process (GO): proteolysis
Molecular function (GO): cysteine-type peptidase activity
Source: RefSeq, a predicted model, not a curated record